UUUCGUGUCAACUUCUCUUCCUGUCGAUCUCUCUGCAAGACAUCUCGCAAAUUAAAUGAGCUGGAUUUGAAAUUUUGCAUUCAACCUUAGCAAAGCCUGCUACGAAACGUGGUGUGGUGUAUAUUUAAAGUAAUCCCCUCAUUGUUAAUGCCCUUUAAGAUAUCAUUCAUAACAUUACAAACAUGAUUAGUUUUGUAUUUGCAUUGAUCGUAACUAAACUUAUAUUCAAGCAUUUAAUUUUAUGUCUUUGUAUAGGGACAGGCAUAGGAAUUACCGAUUGCGGAGGUUGCAAUCCGCCAAAAGUUACCAAGGAAGAAUCCGGGCCAAAACCACCUUCAGAGUUCAUGCCACCCUCCCCUCUCUUGUUGCUGGAAGAAGAAAGUUGUGCCAAUCAAAAUAUUAAUGAGGACCUCACUUUUAUUGAGUUCUAUGGUGACAAGGUUAUGUCGUCAAUGCAAUGGGUUAUAGACGAGUUUUGGAUUCAAUGUUUGCAUGCUAUCCAAUAUUUUGAACUAUGGUGAAUCCUCGACAACUUAAUGCAGGCAUGUUUGUGAUAAGAAGUAAUGAGAAGUAACUCAUUAAACAAUAUAUAAAGAAA
Messenger RNA from Homalodisca vitripennis (glassy-winged sharpshooter), 598 nucleotides. RefSeq lists its product as uncharacterized. NCBI's taxonomy places the organism in Eukaryota, Metazoa, Arthropoda, Insecta, Hemiptera, Cicadellidae. The transcript is spliced from 2 exons. Bases 183 to 521 code for a protein of 112 amino acids. The record is from RefSeq and is a predicted model, not a curated record.